Messenger RNA from Hylaeus anthracinus, 840 nucleotides. RefSeq names its product probable small nuclear ribonucleoprotein E (gene SmE). Bases 95 to 379 code for a protein of 94 amino acids. Gene Ontology annotation, cellular component: U4/U6 x U5 tri-snRNP complex; U5 snRNP; U2 snRNP. The record is from RefSeq and is a predicted model, not a curated record. The transcript has a single exon. Gene Ontology annotation, biological process: spliceosomal snRNP assembly; mRNA splicing, via spliceosome. Lineage: Eukaryota; Metazoa; Arthropoda; Insecta; Hymenoptera; Colletidae. Gene Ontology annotation, molecular function: RNA binding.
UGGUAUGACUACGACGCCACACUUUCCGCCGUACGGUAUUAACGAAGCACGCGUUUAUCAAACGUGGACUGCUAAUUUUUGAAAACUAACAAAAAUGUCGUACAAAGGACCGCAAAAAGUUCAAAAGGUGAUGGUACAACCCAUCAACCUUAUAUUUCGAUACUUGCAAAACCGUUCGCGUGUGCAAGUUUGGUUAUUUGAGAACAUAAACCUUCGAAUCGAAGGACACAUUGUUGGUUUCGACGAAUAUAUGAACUUGGUGCUCGACGAUGCGGAGGAAUAUCAUAUGAAGACGAAAAACAGAAAACCUCUUGGAAGGAUCAUGCUAAAAGGCGACAACAUAACAUUAAUACAAAAUACGAAUCCAGGGGUGAAUUAAAUACGAAAACAUAACCUCGGAGGACAUUCUAGGAUGAAUGAUAAACUUUAUUCUCUUCUACUUCUCGUGAACAUUGCGUGUGUGGACUGUAAACAACAUGUGACACGAAAACAUUCGACGAGGACAAAAUUAGGUCUUAAGAGUUGUAAAUGUCUUGUGUCAUUCAGAACACUCGGAGUAAACAAUAAUUUCCUACAAAUGUAAUUGUAAACAUCGCUGUUGUAUCAGUAUUCUGGAUCGAAAGAUGAAAUUAUUAUCGUAAUCCUGUACUUUUCGAACAAUUUAAAAUAUCGUAGAACUGUGCGAUGUAUGUUGUGCUUGUGCAGAUGACACAAUUUUAUACUACUGUUUAUCUUUUACGAAAUCUAUGGAUGUAAAUAUUACAUGAUAAACAAUUAAUGUAAUAGAUACAAUAACUUUGAUUAUCUUAUGUUUAAUAAAUAUUUUUGAAUCCUAACUUA